Cyphellophora europaea CBS 101466 is the source of this 4419-nucleotide messenger RNA. RefSeq lists its product as uncharacterized. Gene Ontology annotation, biological process: protein polyubiquitination. Lineage: Eukaryota; Fungi; Ascomycota; Eurotiomycetes; Chaetothyriales; Cyphellophoraceae. Bases 1 to 4419 code for a protein of 1472 amino acids. The transcript has a single exon. Gene Ontology annotation, molecular function: ubiquitin protein ligase activity. The record is from RefSeq and is a predicted model, not a curated record.
AUGCGAUCGCCCUCUUCGAAGCAUGCCGUCCUGCACUACCAUCCCGAACAGUCCUAUGACCCGGCGGAGUCAUUCGAGGAGUACCAACGACUCCGGGUCAAUGCACUGCGCUCUAUACCGGCGGCGGUCGCUCGAGACAUCAUACAGAAUGAGCCGCAAGAUUCCUAUCGCAAUAUUCAAGUAGAGCGCGACCGUCGACUGCGGUUGAUCACCCGUCGCUAUGAAAACCAGAUACAGUAUGGCUGUCACAACCGCCACUGCGCUACUCCCACUUGCUUGAGCUACAGGCGGAGAAACAGCAAAACUCCAGUUCGAAGGUAUACCGAAACGAGCGCCAGGGCACUGGCAUGUCACUUGGUGGAGGAAAGCACUCGCAACCGCAAAGAUCCCACAUUGGGACUGUGUCCGAAUCAACCAAUAGUUCCGUGGUACCAGGACCCCCGUACUACGCAAGAGCGGACAGCCACGCCAGCUUAUACUCCGUCGAGAGCGUCUCGUACCUCAGCAAACGGUCAACUUCGUGCUCAGCAAGAGAAACGGUUGAGUACUACAUCUCAUCCAGUCAAUGGCGCCCGGAGGUCCUCAAGGCAGGGCUCUUGUUCCAUACCUGGCGACAACAGUGGGCUUCAAAACAUUAGCUCGACUCAAAAUUCAUCCGUGAAGGACACAGCACCGUCAACCAAGAAUGACGCACCACUUUCGACACCUUUGAGCUCGGCAAAUCUUGGUAGCUCGGCCAGUCCAAAUGUUGAAUCAGACAAGAUGAACAAUCCCGAGAAAGAAAAUCCCCAAAAGACGAAUCGUCCGCAUGAACAGAUCUUCGCCCAUCGUGUGGAGCAGGAUUGCAUCAAAUAUCUCGUGGUCUGGAGAGACAACGGGAAGUCCAAGAUGGCUUGGACCACGGCGGCUACGAUUCAGAACCAGUCGACCCUCGUCAACUACAAGAGCAGUCACGGUCCUGAAGACGCUCUUGACGAGGACCAGAUUCUGGCCCUGGAAGCUUCCAUGGAAAUGAUGUCGUUUGAAAUGCAGAAGGAUCAGGACGAGGUCAACCCGAGACCGGAAGUACGUCAGAACGAUAGUACCAAAUCGCGCGGUGACUCUAAGGUCGACUUCGCCUCAUUUGCCCAGAGCCUGUGGAAUACUUGUACACUUCGAAAGCUGAAUACGUCAAUCGAGCUAAAAGACGAUCACCCUCAAGCCCCUGAAGUUCCUGCGCAAGCUUGCCCCGAAGUUGACGAUGCUGGGUUCGGAACCAUUGAUGCCGAGGCCGGAUCUCCUUGGGACGAGAACACGCACCUACAUAUGAAUACUGCAUUUCGAGGCUUCACAUUGAGGCGCCUGUCGUGGGAUAACCUGGACUGGCUUGUACAGAACCAUGGAGAGUUGGGCGUGCCGACUAAUUCUCCGUUUGAAACAUUCAUCAAACAGAGCAUAUAUUACAGCUUCAGCAAUCCCAAUCGCCUGAUUGAAUCUGCGAAGUCUUGGGGCUACGAGGGGGCGCCCUCGGAGAGCGACGGACCAGAAAGCGCGCCGCGUAGCCCUACUGGAGUACGGCUGAUACAAGCGAGUCUGAACUCGCCGACCAGCCAACGCCCUCCGCGUCGCAGGGAUUCCGCAGCCACAGACCGAUACCUUCAUGACUUUGACGGUCCUCAGACGAUAGCUGCAUUUGAGAUCGUGGAAUUAGUCGCCAACGGCACAGACGUACUGUUCGACGCAUUACACGAUAUGAUCCAGCAGUGCUACAACGUGGACCACCCGGCAUAUGAUGGGGAACAGGCUGCAACGCUUGCCCGAAAAGCCUUCAAAGGUCUUGGAGGCGGCAACUACGACAUCUCUGGUAAGGGUUCAGCGGCCCAGGCCGACUUUAUUCAACAGACUGGGCGCCUGCCGGACCGGAAGCAGAUCUCUCAAAUCUUUGUUCUAGUAUUGAUGGCGCUUGCCACGCCACUGCUGAAAUUCCGGUGGUCAGAUCGUGGCUUCGAUGAGGUCAGACUCCUCGGCGUAGCAGAUGUGCGCAACGACAACCGAGCCAGCUUCACAUUCGGCAAGUUCAUCGACCAAGAGGACCGCGAGACUGCCGAGCUACUGAUAGAAAUACUCGACCACCUCCAAGAUUGGCACCGUCAACGACUUAUCAGUACCUUCACCGACUGCAUUAGCCACCAUACGGCCGCCAUGGAGAUCCGGAAGAUAAAGUCUUCUUACAGAGUGAAGCCGAAGAAUGUCAUGGACGAUGUCCUCGACCUGCUCUGCAGCGAUCUCCAGCAACUCGACAUCGUCUCAGGACACGACGUCAAAUACCGGUUCAUGCUCUGCCUAAGCGCAAUUGACAUCGCCCGCACAGUGCUUCUCAAAGACUGGGACCGUACGCCCAUCAUUUCUCGCACUGGAUCCGUCGGUGGCGCCCUGGAGCUCAUCUCUGCGUUGUACAACCGUCUCGAUAUCUUCGAACUUCCUGAUCUCGAAGGCCUCUGUGAGAUGCCAUUCAUUGGUAAUGCCUUCGACGAGAUGGAGUUUCCCAACGAAUGGCUGCACUUUACGCCUACAGCCCGUCAGACGCAUAUUCUGAGCUACCCCUUCCUUUUCGAGACGUCAAAGUUGGUCAAGUAUUUCCGUGCCAUUAAUGUGACGGCAAUGAAAGCAUCUUUCGAGAUGGCAAGCAUGGUAUUCAGCGACGCCUACCAAUUCUUGCAGGGCUCAACGAUUCCGGUCUAUGGUGGUCGCGAAGUUCUUCAAUCCCUGAGGCCAUAUAUGGCCAAGUAUUUUGUGAUGACCAUUCGGCGCUCGCAUGUUCUCGAAGACGCAAUCAAUCAAUUGUGGCGGCGGCAGAAGCGAGAGAUUCUUCGACCAUUGCGCGUCCGCCUGGGCCGAGAGGAGGGUGAAGACGGUCUGGAUCACGGUGGUGUGCAGCAGGAAUUCUUUCGCCUUGCUUUUGCAGAAGCAUUCAAUCCCGACCAUGGAAUGUUCACCGUCGAUGAUCGCACACAAAUGACAUGGUUCCAACCGGGAAGUGUCGAGCCGUCAUGGCGAUUCGAAGCCGUUGGAUUGUUGAUGGGCCUGGCGGUUUAUAAUGGGGUCACUCUUCCCAUUACUAUGCCACUGGCCUUCUACCGAAAGCUACUGGGCUUCAAGGUGAAGAAGCUCGAGCAUAUUCAAGACGGCUGGCCUGAACUUGCGAAAGGACUUGAUCAGCUCAUUACAUAUGACGGAGAUGUUGCGGAGGAUAUUGGUCGCACCUACGAAUUCAGCUAUGAGUUUGGCGGUAAGGUAUACACGACGGAUAUGAGCAAGACCAAAGGUCACCGCAGGUCUCAAUAUGCGCCCCUUCCGCGUCCAGGCUGGAAGGGCAAGCAAAAGGCCAAGUCACCGACUUUUGAGCUCCCUCCUAUGCUGCAUCUGCCGCCCAAACCCGAAGCAUCAUCUGCUUCGCCCUCACCGUCCCUAGACAUCGACACGGGGGCCAGUUCCACCUCUUCGUCCGGGCCAGCCGUUGACACGGCCGUUGUUUCCGUGUCCACGCCCGUCAGCACUCCAUCUCCAUCAUCUUCGCCCGCCGCUCUUCCUUUGUCACAGUCAUGCUUGGUCGGUGCGGCAUCGUCAGGCUCUCGGUCGCUGGCGUCAAAGGAUGAGUCUCCGCUGGUCACCAACAGCAGCCGUCACCCCUACGUCAAGGAUUACAUUCUGCACCUCACCUCAGACAGUGUCGCGCCUCAAUAUACCGCCUUCACGCGUGGAUUCCAUGUUUGUGUUUCCCCGGCUGCUCUGCAGCUCUUCACACCGAAUCAACUACGAGACGUCAUCGAAGGCGAACGCAAGAUCGAUAUCGGAGACUUGAUGGAACAUGCGAGUUAUGAGGAUUACAACAAGGACGACCACUAUGUGCGCGCGUUCUGGGACGUCGUGAAAGAGGAGGCUGCCAAAGACACGAGACCAAGCGGUGACGAAGAGAGAAAGGAUGGUUUUCUUGAGGGGCUACUUGAAUUCAUCCUGGCCAGUAGCCGCGUUCCUGUCGGUGGAUGGGGUGGCAACGGUGGCAGCGGGGCGCAUCGGGGCAGCUUUGUCCUGCAAAGAAAUGGAGAUGUCUGGGUUGAUGCUGGCGUCGAUAACACGUCACGGGACAUACCCACGACCUCCGGCGGGCAGAAUAGUUCAACAGUGCAUGGAGAACGGACGGUUGCUGGCCCGGCACAGGUCGAUGGCGCUGCAGACACAGGCCCAAAGGAGAAGACGUACAACGCUCGACUGCCCAGCAGUAGUACCUGCUAUGGAAGGUUGUUGUUGCCACGAUACAGGGUCGUGGGGGAAGACGAGGAGGGCAUUGACGGCAAAAGGGCGGGCAAGUUGUAUAAGGAGGUCCUCCGUGAAAGACUGUGCAAGGCGAUCCGCGAAGGGAAAGGGUUCGGCCAGCUCUAG